Molecule: messenger RNA, 888 nt
Organism: Symbiodinium natans
Lineage: Eukaryota; Dinophyceae; Suessiales; Symbiodiniaceae
Source: the annotation of a GenBank genome assembly
AUGCCGGAGGACGACGCCCCCACGCCGGUCCUGCCUUCGAACCGCCUGGCACGAGAGAAGAUGAAGGAGUUCUCGGGCACCGGCACCAUUGGCAUGGAUCCUCUGCCAGAGCUCCGCAAAGUCUGGGCGUCGAAGACCUCCUCGGAGCUUUACGAGGAUGUUCUUCAAGGCCUCCGGGCGAUCCCAAAUACGACAUGGAGGACGGGGGCGGUGAAGAUCCUCCGCUCGCCGGAGGCAUCCUACUGCCUGGUGAUGCAGCUCGGCCUCACCUGCAAGGGCCACCAGGAGCCAAUGCUUGCCGUCAAGACGUGGACACAUGCUUGGCUGACGAGCCUGAUCUUGGCCUACUUGAACUCGCUUGCUGCAGAGGCUGGUUUCCAGACACCAUUGUCUGGCACCUCCCUUCGGGUGACCAAGAACCACGAGGCACAUUGGCAUCAGCACGACGACAACACAGGUCUGCAAUACAUGACAACACUGGGCGACUUUGCCGGAGGCGAGACAUUCAUUGUGGAAGAGGAAGGCCAAGAAGUGAUGGAGCUGAAGCAGGCCGUCGAGGGUCUCGGAUUGGCGGGCCAGAAGAUUCGAGGCCAGCGAAAAGAUGCCAGACGGCGAAUCAUCACCUUCCACGGCCGCAAGCUCCACUGCACGUGUCCAUUCUUGGACACGGACGAGCGCUACGCCAUCACUCUGUUCAGCUGCUCCAACAAGGGCCUGGAGAGAACCUCCACCCUGACACUCGCCCUCUUGAACGAGCUCGGCUUCGUGAGUUCCGAGCCGGCUGGCCAGCGCCCUGCUCUCCGCCCGCAGCUCCAAAAAGCCGUGGCCAAAGCGGCGAGCGGAUUCAAGGUCAACGGCGGUGAAAACUACAGAGCUCGAGAAUGUUGA